GUUGUUCCAGAUGUGGCGAUUGAUCCCCAUGCUGUUACUAGCCGCCGUGACCCUGUCGACGGGGGUUCUACUCCCGCGCCUCCCGCCCCUACAACCGGGCCCCGACCCCGCCUCUGACCAGUCCACUAGUGAUACACAUAGCACGCUAUCCGAAUGCGACGUCCUGAGGAGGCUGUUCAAUAGUGAGGCCAACUGGAUGUUCGACACUGACAAUAAACAGUACAACGAUUAUGUCACCAAAACUCCCGGUGCUGACCUGCACCAUGACAAUUUAAAAGAUAAAUCAUAUCAAUUUCAACCCCAAGACUUCGAACUGAACUAUUUGCAUGAGCAAGACCCUAAUACCAACGAGGAAGCCCUUCGCUAUGAAAUCCCUCUUCCUACGAUUAAAACGUUGUAUUUGCGAAACAAAGAUGUAAUCAUACAAGACGAUCAAGCUUACUACAUGUACGAUGCGUACAUGGCAACAACGAGUCCUUUUGAUUAUGUCCAAAAUCAUCAGAACUGCCUUUACAAAGCUAUGGCACGGCCAUCGUCACAAAACGCGGCUUGGACUGUUACAGAUAUUUUAGACUGGCAAGCUGAACCAGAGAAGCUGAACACGAACGAAUUUAUCCCCUCGGUAGAACAAAGGGGUAAAAGAUUUGAGACAGAAGAAACGGGCGAAAAAGAGAUCCCUGACUUGGUGAUAAAAGAGGGAGAAACGGAGGAAGUCCAAAAGAAGUUGUUCUCGUUCUGGAGCCGGCUGCAGGCGUUGUCUCACAAGGGCCGGCAGCUGCCCACGCGCAGGCACACCUUCGCCUUCUACGGGCCGGACGGCACGCGCGACGGCCCGCUCACCGCCGAGACGCGCGCCUCGCACCUCCGCCCGCCCGGACAGCCUCUCCGAUGGGGCUAAACACUGAACUAUCUACGUUUUAGUGUUCAUUUCCAUCGGCCAUGCAACAUAAGGUAAACGUACUGCUACUCGACGCGGAACCAGUAUACUUAUGUCAUCUUGAAACUUAAGUCAUUGUCAAUAGAGGUGACAGCAAUUAAUUAGCAUGUCGAGCACUAUUACGUUUACCUUAAUUACAUCUACUUACACGGGCAACUGCAUUUUCAGGCGGGGCAUGAGGCCAGUCGAAGAUCUCACGAAGAUCAACUAUACAAAUGUGUUUAUUUUCAUUAUGUUAGCGGUCUUCUGAAACCGAUUAGUACAAUAAAUGUAAUCAAAUAAUUUUAUAUACCAGGUAUUUUAAUACCAAAAUAUGUUAAAACAAAAAAUACAAAAAAAUAUUGUUUAGUAUGUAGAAAUUCGUGGAUAAGUACUUAUAUUCCUUUCUUUGUUUACUUAGCGUAGGUAUUAAAAAUUAUAUAGAUAUAAGAAAAACUUUUAAAAUUGUACAUGUUUUUAAGCCUGCUUGUUAAGAAUGCCAAUACGACUUUUGCAACACUUUAACUGAACAGGAUUCAACUUGAUGGUUACAUUCAAAUAGUGUGAAACGUUACUUUUAUCAGACCUUGAAAAAUCAAUAAAUAACAUGUUAAUCAGCUUA
Cydia fagiglandana is the source of this 1538-nucleotide messenger RNA. RefSeq lists its product as uncharacterized. The record is from RefSeq and is a predicted model, not a curated record. Lineage: Eukaryota; Metazoa; Arthropoda; Insecta; Lepidoptera; Tortricidae. The transcript is spliced from 2 exons. Bases 11 to 898 code for a protein of 295 amino acids.